This is a messenger RNA of Fusarium vanettenii 77-13-4, 1160 nucleotides long. RefSeq lists its product as uncharacterized. The transcript is spliced from 3 exons. Gene Ontology annotation, cellular component: CTDK-1 complex. The coding region runs from base 151 to 921 and encodes 256 amino acids. Lineage: Eukaryota; Fungi; Ascomycota; Sordariomycetes; Hypocreales; Nectriaceae. The record is from RefSeq and is a predicted model, not a curated record. Gene Ontology annotation, biological process: positive regulation of DNA-templated transcription, elongation; positive regulation of transcription by RNA polymerase I.
GUGACAGCUUCAUGCCUUUGGUUUGCUGUCACCGAGCUUCCGAACUUCCGAGACACUCCACACGCUGUCGUCGCUAAGAUUUGCCGUCGAGAUUGGAUUGCUCCCCAUCCCGUUUCCUUCCGCUGGCUACCCUCUCACUUACCCUUCACCAUGGCCGACCCCUUUGAGGUGCGCAUGCGCUUCACCUCACAGCUUCAGCAUCUCAACGCCUCGGUAGCAUCCGCCCAAAAAGCUGCCCAAUAUGCCCUCAAGUACAAGGACAUGGACGAGGACUUGCACUCCUGUGUCCUUGAGCAGCUCGAACGGAACAACAUGAACACUCGCGCCAAUAUCAUGUAUUUCAUCGAGCACUUUCUAGACCUGGCGCAGCGCGACGGGCACACAGACUACAUUCGGAUGAUGCAACGUGAUAUUAUUCGUGUCGUCGAUGCCGUUGCUCCGGAUGAUGGGUCUGGCGCUGCUAAUGUCAAAGUGGUUCGAAAGGUUCUACAAGGCCUCCAAGGCAAGGGAUACUUGGAGUCUCAGACGGUCACCCAGAUAGAGGAUGUCAUCAAGGAGCGAGAGACCAACGCGGACGACCUUGGCUUGGCCUCUCCUAACGGAGACGUCGAGAUGACAGAUAUGCCUCCCUCACAGACCAUACCCAAGCCAGGCCGGAGGACCGCACCUCACCGACUCGACAAGCGACAGAUUGAGCAGCGUAUCGAGGAGGACCGUGAACGUCACAAGCGUGAGCGAGAGAGUAUAUGGGCCAUCCCCAAGGUUGAGAAUGCAGAGAUGAGCAAGCUGUGGGAGGAUACGAGCGACUUUGGCGAGGACGACGACCGGUUACUGACCGAAGAGCUGGCUGACUUUCGAAAAGAGAUGGAAAUGCAGGCGGGUUGUCAACACCAACGAGCGGCGAAUGGCAACCGUCACUGAGUGGAACGUUAAUCAUACAUCUCAUAUUGGCAUUUGGACGGCGUUUGGAUUUGGGUUUGCAUCGAGGUACUGAAAGAAAAAUCAUUGAUACCCAUCGGUUUGGCAAUGGUUUGGUGGGAUGGUGAUUUGAACCAAUAUUUGAGAGAGCUUGGUUUCUAAAAAAGUGUACCAUUACUGGUGUUAUUCAACUAGGCUACUCUAGUUUCCCUAUAGUCUUCAUCAUGAAGUCUUUAUCAUGG